This is a messenger RNA of Coccomyxa subellipsoidea C-169, 1353 nucleotides long. Its product is annotated as transcription factor Tfb4. The transcript has 9 exons. NCBI's taxonomy places the organism in Eukaryota, Viridiplantae, Chlorophyta, Trebouxiophyceae, Coccomyxaceae. Bases 235 to 1152 code for a protein of 305 amino acids. Gene Ontology annotation, cellular component: transcription factor TFIIH holo complex; transcription factor TFIIH core complex. Gene Ontology annotation, biological process: nucleotide-excision repair; regulation of DNA-templated transcription. The record is from RefSeq and is a predicted model, not a curated record.
GAUUCGAGAAGAUCAGAGUUGUGCAGAUGACCGCUUGACAGUCGACGUCGCUAUGUAGAUGCUGCACUGGAUUCACACUUCCAGAUUUAAUUGAUUCACAAGGAGCACUUUUGUACCUGUGUAAUCUGGUGAACUAGUGUGCCGGAAACUGUCAGUAAUAUGCUGUAAUACCGGAGGACCGUGUCGGAUCACGCGAACGUAUUUCCACAAAUGGGUUCCUGUUACUAGGAGUUGAUGGCUCCAAGUGAUGAGGACGAUGAUAGCUGCCUGCUCGUGGUGGUUCUGGAGACCCACGAGGACCUCUGGUCAGCGCUAGCUGAUGAGAGCGAGUCACCUGUGAUUGGCAACCUCUCUUUGACGACAUUGCUUCAGCAGGUUCUGGUGUUCCUCAACACGUUCCUCGCAUUGAACGAGGCCAACGAGCUUGUGGUGAUCGCUGCAUGUGGAGACCAAAGCGAGGUGCUGUACACAUCACCAUCGGUGCACAGGGAGCGGCAGGGGCCGAAACACGGGGCCGUCACAGGGAACGCGUCAGAGGAGGUCCUGAAGAAGCUGCAUGCCCUGCUGCAGGAGCAGGCUGCCCUGCCUGUCGGGGACCAUGCGCGGCCAGCCGUAUUGGCAGGGGCGCUGUCUCGGGCGCUGUGCCUCAUCAACAAGGCGCAGCUGGCGUCUGCUGGCGGCAGCCGCACGCGCAAGCAGCCUCGACUACUCUGCCUCAAGGGCUCGCCGGACGCAACCGAGCAGUACAUCUCUGUGAUGAAUGCCAUCUUUGCCGCCCAGCGGUGCGAGGUGGUGAUCGAUGCGUGCAUGCUGGGCGCUAGCGAUUCGGCGUUCCUGCAGCAGGCAGCCCACCUGACGAAUGGGAUAUACCUGCGACCCAAGCACAAGGACGCACUGCUGCAGUACCUGCUGACAAUCUUUUGUGGAGACGCGUUCUCGCGCAGCUUCCUGCAGCUUCCGCGUCCAAUUGGGGUGGACUUCCGGGCGGCCUGCUUCUGUCACAGGCGGGCCAUCGACCUGGGAUAUGUAUGCUCCGUUUGCUUAUCCAUCUUCUGUGAGAGUAUUACGGAGUGCAGCACAUGCGGGACAACUUUCAAGGUUGUUGCUCGAACGCCGGCCACCAAGCGGAAAGCCUCUGCAGCCGCAGUGUAAAGAGAGGCUCAAGCAUGCCAGUCGAGAGAGUGCAUUGCAAUGAAUUUUUGAAGCCGCAGAACAUCAGCAUGCAAGCUGGAUGGGUUAGUUUGAUGGCCAAGCUUCAGAGUACUAGUAAACAAGCAAAAGAAGUUUGCAGGUGGUGUUACUUUCAUUCUGGGGAUUUAAAUCAUGCCAGCAUUGCUGUAAACGCUACAUCAU